AUGGUGGUCGAGAUCGUCCGAAUGAUUGGCGGCGCCCCGGAUCCCCGCUACAAACCUGGCACACAGAAGCUCUGCUGUCGCGUCAUCGAGGCACCAUCCACCUCCCCAUGGGAAAACGAGCAUAAGUUGCCGGACAGAGGGCAGCUCCUCUUUCUGAAGAUUUUCGAUCCCUUAUUCUGGCACAAGGUUGUCGAUAUCACCGAGCGCAGUGUGAAAGUCACGAUCCAGGCCGACAAGUCUUUUAGUGACGAGUUCGGAGCUUACCACCUCCUCUACAAACGAAACCUCACUAGGUUCAACCGCAACAAGUUCAUAAGCACCGGAUACUCCCCUAUCGCCCCGCAGUUCUAUGGAGGAUGGACAGCCACGGUUUCGAGUGUCAACCAGGAAGUGAGCAACAGAUCUCGCAAAAUCGCUGUCCUUGCAGUCGAGUACGUCGACGGAGUCUGUCUGCAAGAUCUGUUCGGCCCUUGUGGCCCUGUUGAGGGGCCGGUCCAGCUCUAUGAAAAUACCAAAUACACCGCAAGCUUUACCACCGACCAACAUCAACGCAUGCAGAUCAUGGCUCAGCUUAUUGAACGGUACCGUCACGCAAGAAUAAAUCAUUGCGGGGUCAGUCCGAACAAUGUCAUCAUCAGCAUGCCCAGAAACCUUGACAAACCCCGCGCCGUUCUGGUGGACUACGGACGUGCAAUCAUCGACAAGCAGCGGACAUAUCCUGCCGAGUUCUGGAAGCACUUCCCAACCAAACACCACCCAUUCCUUCGGUUCGGGCAUACGAGAUUGGAACAUUUCAGAGUCUGGGUCCCUCUGGAGUGGCGAGGCCCACCAGACGAUCUCGAACACACGCCUUUGCUCUACCAUUGGAUGAUGAUAACAUUCGGUGGUUUGGUGGACAACCCGAACUAUACUGUCUUUGCCAAGUUUUCCAAGGAGAGCAUGCCCAAGAAAGAACAGCCUUAG
Molecule: messenger RNA, 963 nt
Organism: Colletotrichum graminicola M1.001
Lineage: Eukaryota; Fungi; Ascomycota; Sordariomycetes; Glomerellales; Glomerellaceae
Exons: 1
Coding region: 1-963 (320 amino acids)
Source: RefSeq, a predicted model, not a curated record